Messenger RNA from Pseudoliparis swirei, 2484 nucleotides. RefSeq names its product V-set and immunoglobulin domain containing 10 like (gene vsig10l). The record is from RefSeq and is a predicted model, not a curated record. Lineage: Eukaryota; Metazoa; Chordata; Actinopteri; Perciformes; Liparidae. Gene Ontology annotation, molecular function: protein binding. The transcript is spliced from 12 exons. Bases 103 to 2196 code for a protein of 697 amino acids.
ACACGCUGUCCAGGACACCGAGGACGUCUGUUCGUUUGGAUUUUAACUUCAUAUUCUACAACAGCUUCAUCUCUCGGGUGUAUUAAUUUAAAAAAAUACAAAAUGACCUGGACCAAUGAAUUUGGGACAUUAAGCUCCGUUUUUCUGCCCAUUUUACUCAGCUUCACUUUUCACGUUGCAGACUGUACGCUGGUGGUUUCCAACGCGGGCCCUACGCUGGUGAAUGCUUUAGCUGGCAGUAAUGUGACUCUGGCUGUGACCUUCGAAGGGGCCCCCGACCCGGUGGUUACCUGGUUCAUGGCCGGUCUACCUGUCGUCUCGUGGGGCAUCGCCUCCAGUACUCCCCCUGACAUAGACCCGAACAGAAGGAAGGUGCUGCGGAUUGAGGCCGAUGGCUCACUGAGCUUUGUAAACGUGCCACUUGGAUACACCAGUAACUACACUGUUGAAAUGGUAAAGACUGGGGUGGGAAGAUCCGUCACAAAUUUCACUCUAAAAAUAUUUGAUGCAAUCCAGAAUGUGACCCUGAGAGUACAGUCUGGCCCUGCCCAGGAGGGAGCGGACCAGUUCACCCUGCAGUACAGCGUGCUGAAGGGAGGGGUCGAGCAAGAGAUGUGGUUCUUCAGUGGCGUGGAGAUAAAAUCCAACUCUCACUACUUGGUGGAGGAGAGGAGUCUCGUGAUCCUCAGUCCAAACCGAAGCGACACUGGACGGUACUCUGUGCUCCUGACGAACCCCUUCAGCAGUGUGACCACCGACCUCAACGUCACUGUGCUGUACGGACCAGACGAGCCCAUACUUGAGGUCCGUCCAGUUCGGCCUUUUUAUGAACCGGGGGACUCCCUGAGCGUCUCCUGCCAGGCUGACGGGUUCCCCCCGCCUCGCGCCGCGUGGGCCUUUGGCAGUCAGCCCCUCGCUUCCCUCCAUGGAGUCUUAAACCUAACGCAUGUUCAGACCAGUCAAGGAGGCAAAUAUACCUGCACGCUGAUCAAUGGGGAGACGAAAAAACAGCGGCAACAGUUCCGAAUUUUAAACAUUUAUGAGAAGCCGCCGGGGGUCCCGACGUGCUCUCUGCAGUCGGUGAAUAACGUCGACCUGCAGUACCACUGUCGGUGGGUGGGGGGAACCCCACAGGCCCAGCUUUCUUUUCCAGCACUAAGCAACACCAGUGGAGCAGGGAACCUCAGCUUGACCUUCACAGCCUCGCCUGACCUUGACGGGAAAACGGUCACGUGCAUGGCAGACCAGCCUGUCGAAAAGAAUAACUGCAGUAUAACUGCAGGUAGUCCAAGGAGGUUCCUGCCUGCUGUGGGAACCACGGUUGACUCUACGGGCAAAAUAGUGGUGACCAUCAAAUGCGUCAGCGAGGCCUCGCCUCAGGCGGUGGUGUCGUGGUCCAGAGGCAGCGAGGCUGACCCCAACACGCCACCAUCCCAGAUCAGCAGGAACACCACACGGCUCGCGAUUCGGGAUUACAAUGUCAGCAACUUUCUCCUCCAGAGCUACACGUGCACCUGUCGCAACCCACUAGGCAGCCAGACACGGGAAAUCCAGUUGAAAGGACCGUCGAUCUCGGAGUCCAGUUUGUUCACCAAUCUCAAUCGAACCGUCGUCACGCUGACCUGGGAGGUCCCGCCCACCUCCAUCGUUACAGGGUUUGACAUCCAAGUGAAAGGACCAGCCCUCCUGAGCAGGAAUCAUACUGGUCCCCAAACGAGAGACGGCUUCUACUCCAUCACGCCCAAACCGGGCAACGCCAGGAGUGCCGACAUCUUUAACCUCGAUCCCAAGUUGACCUACAUGUUCCGGGUCAUCCCCAGAGCUCGCAUGACUGGGGGACUGCCGUCUGCCGUCCACAGAAUUGGUCCAGGAGGCGGCGGCUUGAGUGGAUCUGCCAUCGCUGGCCUUGCAGCUGGAAUCCCCUGCAGCUUCCUCUUCGUCGCCCUGCUGGGCGGCUUCAUCUACUUCUGUGUCUCCUUGGACAAGAACACAAGUCGGGUAACCAGAUACCCAGCGUCCAGAGCAGUUGAGAAGGCGGUCACGACCCCAACAGAAACGGCUCCUCACAAGCUGCUGACCGGAGGGCUCCAGCCUCCUCCAGAUUACAACCGACUGCAGCAGACUCCCUCUGAAAGAUCAGUGGCUCUUCCAACAUUUCUCCCUCCACCGCCUGUCAGAGUUGCUACGACUGUCUGAACUUUAAAAUGUGCUAUGAUGUGUAUAUAUUUUUUGUAUAGCAUGCAAUAUUUCUAUGAGUUUUAUUUCAAUGUGAUGUUUUUAUUAUUGUAACUGAAAUGGGGAUUGUUUUAAACAUGUUGGAUAGUUGUCACUUUAUUCUUUUUGUAAUCUGCAACUUAAAACUCCAUGUUGUAACUUUAUUUUUUCAUAAUAAAUCCAAGUUAAAGCCAUGCCUGUGACGUUAUUAACAGAACAAUCUUAACGGUUUCCGUCAUUUUCUGUAACUUCACAAGUUCUAAAUCCCAU